Messenger RNA from Clarias gariepinus (North African catfish), 1704 nucleotides. RefSeq names its product procathepsin L-like. Gene Ontology annotation, biological process: immune response. Gene Ontology annotation, cellular component: lysosome. Gene Ontology annotation, molecular function: cysteine-type endopeptidase activity. The transcript has 8 exons. NCBI's taxonomy places the organism in Eukaryota, Metazoa, Chordata, Actinopteri, Siluriformes, Clariidae. The record is from RefSeq and is a predicted model, not a curated record. The coding region runs from base 96 to 1100 and encodes 334 amino acids.
UGGCAAAAAGCUGAGCAAAGACGUAACACAGUGGUAUGUAGGCAGAAAAUCCACAACAGGUUUCCAUUCAUAGACGAAUUCAAGAUUCAUGAAACAUGGGAAUAAGAGUUUUGCUCGUUGUCACCUCUUUUGUGGCUCUGGCCAGUGCAGUCAGUAUCUCUCUUGAAGACCUGGAGUUCAAUGCCUGGAAACUGAAGUUUGGUAAGAUCUAUAAGUCUGUGGAGGAAGAGACGCAGCGUAAAAAUACAUGGAUCGAAAAUCGCAAGCUGGUCCUUCUACACAACAUGUUGGCUGACCAGGGCAUUAAGAGCUACAGACUCGACAUGACCUUUUUGGCAGACAUGGAUAACAAAGAGUACAGAGAGUUAAAGGGAUGCCUGGAAAACUUAAACAGGACCAAGAAACACAGUGCAGCUACAUUUCUCCGACAAGCAGGUGGAGUUGUUUUGCCUGAUACUGUGGACUGGAGGAAGGAAGGAUAUGUGACAGAGGUUAAGGACCAGGGGUUUUGUGGCUCUUGCUGGGCCUUCAGUGCGACUGGCUCACUGGAGGGCCAGACAUUUAGGAAAACAGGGAAGCUGGUGUCAUUGAGUGAGCAGCAGUUAGUGGACUGCACCUGCCUUUACGGUAACAUCGGCUGCCAAGGAGGCUGGAUGGACUGGGCUUUUCUAUACAUUAUAGACAACAAUGGGAUUGACACUGAGGAGUCCUACCCUUAUAUGGCCAGAAACAUGCCCUGUAAGUUUAAUCCAGCUACUGUGGGAGCCAUCUGCACUGGAUCUGUGGAUAUAAACAGUGGAGAUGAGAAAGCUCUACAGGAAGCCGUGGCCACCAUUGGACCCAUUUCUGUUGCCAUAGAUGCAAGUCAUACUUCCUUUCAGCUCUAUAAAUCUGGUAUUUAUGAUGAGCCUGCCUGUAGCAGCAGUAGGGUUAAUCAUGGUGUCCUGGUUGUUGGUUAUGGGACCGAACGUGGAAAUGACUACUGGCUGGUCAAGAACAGCUGGGGUGUUUCCUGGGGUGACAAUGGCUACAUCAAGAUGUCAAGAAACAAAAAUAAUCAGUGUGCUAUUGCGAAAUAUGCCAGCUAUCCUUUGGUUUAAAAGUGUGCAAAAUAACAGUCAACUACAAUAUGUCAUAGUAGCCAGUGCUUUUUAUUUUAAGUGAUAAAAAUAGCAUUAACUACUAGAUUUUGAGCAUAAAUAAUAUCAGUUUGUACUUGAAAUAAAUAUACAGUAUACUUUCUUUACAAGUUUUUUUGUGCUGCAAACACAUGACAUGAUUAUCUACACAUGAUGCAUGUACUGCAUGUGACAAUGCUCAUAGUCUUGAACUCAAAAGAAAAAAAACGCAAAAAAAAAAAAAAAUUUAUAUGACAUUACUGGAAAUCUGGUAGUCUUUUUUUGUGAUUGAUUAUCAUUUUUGAUUUCUUUCUAAAUUACCUUAUGAUUUGUUAAAGCACUUUUGAUCAAGAGGGUUAUGGCAUUUAAUAGAAUGAUAUGUUUAGCAUAAAAAACCUUGGUCUUUAGUAAUGUUGUUUUUGCUUUAAUAAAAGAAAUCUCAUGCAAACGGUAUUAGUCUUUUUCAGCAAUAUAUUGUUCCGCAUUUAGACACAUUUCUAGUCCUUUUUUAUGUUGCAAAUGUUUACAUCAUGGCAUUUGCCAUAGAAAGUGAGUUGUAACAUAAAAUAUUUUGAGAUGAAAAUAA